UGUUAUCAGGAAGGUGCUCUCUCAGCACAACGGAAAAUAUCUCAAUGACUUGACAUGUUCUGGUUGUGAGUUCAGGCUGCAAGGGGUAACUGCCUCUAAAAUGAGUCUCUCUGGGAAGAGAGAGGAGGGUGGCCCUGCCACUAAAAUUAGUAUCUCUGGGGAACAAGACACCAAAGCUAAGAGCCCAAUCAAGCAGGAGAGACCAGCCUCCCCUGUACCCAGCUGUGUGUCCAUGAAGAGUGACCGGUCUAUGGAACCUCCUAUGAAGUUUAGAGAGGGAGACUUUUCUACUGAACAAAGAAACCAACAGGCGAGAUCAGAGUCAGAGGUUCUCAGUGGUCAGUCUUCCAAAAGUCAUCAAACAGACCUGGCCUCCAUAUUCAGUUUGCUUGAAGAGAAAAUUAUGACAUUUGUGAAGAACGAGCUGAAGAUGUUCAAGAGGAUUCUUAAUCCAGAACUCCCACAACGCUUUGAGAGUCAGAAGCAGGAAGUGGUGGAUGCUGAAGAUGAGAAGCAGGAGAGCAGUGCCAGAGAGGGGGCUCUGAAGAUCACACUGCACAUCCUGAGGAAAAUGAACCAGAAGGAGCUUGCUGACACACUGGAGAAAUAUUCAGAUGAGCUUGCUGUGAUUUGCCAACGUGAACUCAAAUCUAAUCUCAAGAAGAAGUUUCAAUGUGUAUUUGAGGGGAUCGCUAAACAAGGAAACCCAACACUUCUCAAUAAGAUCUACACAGAGCUCUACAUCACAGAGGGUGGAACAGGAGAGGUCAAUAAUGAACAUGAGCUGAGACAAAUUGAGACAACAACCAGGAAACAAGCAAGACCAGAGACUCCAAUCAAAUGUAACGACAUCUUCAAACCCUUAACUGGACAAGACAAACUUAUCAGAACUGUGCUGACAAAGGGAGUCGCUGGCAUUGGAAAAACAGUCUCUGUGCAGAAGUUCAUUCUGGAUUGGGCUGAAGGAAAAGCAAAUCAGGAUGUCCAAUUUGUAUUUUCAUUCCCUUUUCGGGAGCUGAAUUUGAUGAAACAGGACAAACACACUUUCAUUAAACUUCUCAAUCACUUCUCAAUGGAAACCAAACAAUCAGGAAUCUCCAACUACAACAAGUACAAAGUUCUGUUCAUCUUUGAUGGUCUAGAUGAGUGCCGACUGCCCCUAGACUUCCAGAAGAACAAGAUCUGUUGGGACGUCACAGAGUCAACCUCAGUGGAUGUUCUGCUGACAAAUCUCAUCAAGGGAAAUCUGCUUCCCUCUGCUCUCAUCUGGAUAACAACCCGACCUGCAGCAGACAAUAAGGUCCCUUCAGUGUGUAUUGACCAGGUGACAGAGGUACGAGGGUUCAAUGACCCACAGAAGGAGGAGUAUUUCAGGAAGAGAUUCAGUGAUCAGGACCUGGCCAGCAGAAUCAUCUCACACAUAAAGACAUCAAGGAGCCUCCACAUCAUGUGCCACAUUCCAGUCUUCUGUUGGAUUUCUGCAAUAGUCCUUGAACACAUGCUGAAACAUAAGAGAAAAGAGAUGCCCAAGACUCUGACUGAGAUGUACACACACCUUGUGGUGUUUCAUACCAAACAGAAGAAUGAAAAGUAUCUUGGGAAAGAAGUGAGAGGUCCGCACUGGAAUAAAGAGAGCAUUCUGUCACUGGGAAAACUGGCUUUUCAACAGCUUGUGAAUGGCAAUCUGAUUUUCUAUGAAGAAGACCUGAAAGUGUCUGACAUUGAUAUCAAUGAAGCCUCAGUGUACUCAGGAUUGUGCACACAACUCUUUAAAGAGGAAUUUGGGCUGUACCAGGACAAGGUGUACUGCUUUGUUCAUCUGAGCAUUCAGGAGUUUCUGGCUGCUGUAUAUGUGUUCCUCUCAUUCAUCAACAACAAUGAGAAUCUAAUAGACAAACUUCAAACAAAAGACAAGACUGAAGUUACUUUCUAUAAGAGUGCUGUGGAUAAAGCCUUACAAAGUGAGACAGGAAACCUGGACCUUUUCCUCCGCUUCCUUCUGGGCCUCUCACUGGAGUCCAAUCAGAAGUACUUACGAGGUCUACUGACAAAGACAAGAAUCAACUCACAGAGCCAUGAAGAAACAGUCAAGUACAUCAAGGAGAAGAUCAGGGAAAAUCCCUCUCCAGAGAGGUGCAUCAAUCUGUUCCACUGUCUGAAUGAACUGAAUGACCAUUCUCUCGUGGAGGAGAUCCAAAACUUCCUGAGAUCAGGAAGUGUCUCCAGUGAAGAACUGUCCCCUGCACAGUGGUCAGCUCUGGUCUUUGUGUUGCUGACUUCAGAAAAGGAGCUGGAUGUGUUUGACUUGAAGAAAUACUCCAGAUCAGAGGAAGGUCUUCUGAGGCUGCUGCCAGUGGUCAAAGCCUCCAGAGCCGUUCUCCUGUCAGGCUGUGGAGUCACAGAGGAAGGCUGUGCUUCUCUGGUCUCAGCUCUGACGUCAAACACCUCACACCUGAGAGAGCUGGAUCUGAGUAACAAUGACCUGAAGGAUUCAGGAGUGAAGCUGCUCUCUGCUGGACUGGGGAAUCCCCACUGUAAACUGGAGACUCUGAGACUCACUGUCUGUAAACUCACAGACACAUCCUGUAAAGUGUUGGCCUCAGUUCUCAGUUCAAACCCCUCACCCCUGAGAGAGCUGGAUCUGAGUAACAAUGACCUGAAGGAUUCAGGACUGAAGCUGCUCUCAGCUGGACUGGGGAAUCCCCACUGUAAGCUGGAGACUCUGAGGCUGUCAGGCUGUCUCGUCACAGAGGAAGGCUGUGCUUCUCUGGACUCAGCUCUGAGGUCCAACCCCUCACACCUGAGAGAGCUGGACCUGAGCUACAAUCACCCAGGAGACUCAGGAGUCAGACUGCUCUCUGCUGGACUGGAGGAUCCACACUGCAGACUGGAGAAACUCAAUGUGGAACAUGGUGGAGAGAACACAAUGAAACCUGGGAUUAGAAAAUAUGUCUGUGAUCUCACACUGGACCCAAACACAGUAAACAGACUCCUCUCUCUGUCUGAGGAGAACAGAAAGGUGACAUGUAGGAGAGAGAAGCAGCCGUAUCCUGAUCACCCAGAGAGAUUUGAGGACUGGUACCAGGUGCUGUGUAGAGAGGGUCUGACUGGGCGCUGUUACUGGGAGUUAGAGUGGAGAGGGAUAGGUGCUGAUAUAGGAGUGACAUAUAAAGGAAUCCGCAGGAGAGGAAGGGUUAAUGACUGUAGGCUUGGAGCCAAUGACAAGUCCUGGAGUCUGGUCUGCUCUGACAACCGUUACACUGCCUGGCACAAUAAUAAACACAUUACCAUAGACGUCCCCUCCUCCAGUUCCCACAGAGUAGGAGUGUAUCUGGACUGGCCAGCCGGCACUCUGUCCUUCUAUAGAGCCUCCUCUGACACACUGACCCACCUGUACACAUUCACCUCCACAUUCACUGAGUCCCUCUUUCCAGGGUUGUAUGUUUGGGAUGACUCCUCAGUGUCCCUGUGUCAGUUGGUCCCUGUGUCAAACAGAACAUGAUGUUUCACUCUAAUCAGGGUCAUGUUCAGUAAGACACACUGGAUCAACAAUGUAGAAUAUCUCUCUAGUGUGUAAAAAUAUGAUUGUAAAUAUUAAUGAAUUAACACCAUUGAAGUUGACAGACAUUGUCAACUAUUGUCAUUUAUUAAUAGAAUGAAUCACCACACUGUAUUGUAAAAACUGGUUUCAUUUGCAAAUCAUUGAUAUUGUUGUUAUUGGGCUUCUUGGUGUUUGUAAAUAUUGUAGAAUGUUUAUUUUUUUCAAAUUCUUGACACAACAGUCUUGUUUCUGCAUAAACUCAAUUCAACUGAAUGAAACAAUAUGACAGAUGUGACUAAAGGUUAAUCAACCAGAUGGAAGAAGAGAGGUGGAAAUGUUUUAAUACUGAUCACAAUAUGACAGUACAGUAAUAGAUGGAAGAGAGGUGGAAAUGUUUUAAUAUUGAUCAGAAUAUGACAGUACAAUAAUAGAUGGAAGAAAAGAGGUGGAAAUGUUUUAAUAUUAAUCACAAUAUGACAGGACAGUAAUAGGGGUUGUGUUCAGUACAUAGAAAUGGGUCAUAUUCAGUUGAAGAAGAAUCUUUUAUCUGACACGCACUCACUAAUCAUUCUGUUACUACUACUGUAUGAUGCUGUAAACACACACAUACACAUGGAUUUGGUGUUGUAGAUAUGUGGUAGAGGAUCACAGACGUCUAAUACAUCUUGGACAAUGUCCUCUUUUUUCUCUGUCUGAUCACAUACUGCUAGUACUUCUUGGAUGUUGUCCUCUUUGCAGGCGAGGACCAUGUACUUCUUCAUGUGACCUCAUCAACAACCUGAAAGAGUGCAGGUAUUGAUUUCACCCUUACCUAAUAUCUGGCCCUGGUCAGGGGACCAGCCCAUAGACUAGAGGGGUUAGUUUCCAUCCUGGUCAGGGGACCAGACCCAUAGACUGGAGGGGUUUUAGUUUCCAUCCUGGUCAGGGGACUAGACCCAUAGACUGGAGGGGUUCUCUUCACCUCAGGGACAGGGGACUUUGUUGGUCUUCCAGCCAAUCUCACCUUUAGUGUUUGCUCCCAUAUUCUUUCGUGCAGUGAUUGAUUCCAUAAAGUUUGUCACUCUAGUAACUUGUUGAACGUAUUUGCAGUUUGUUUUGUUUGUGUUUUAGAUUGUUUUUCCCAAUAGAAACUGAAUGGUGAAUAAUGUCUUGUCAUUUUGGAGUCACUUCACUUAUAUUGUCAGUAAGAAUAGACAUUUCUGAACACUUCUACAUUCAUGUGGAUGCGACCAUGAUUAUGAAUAAUCAUAAAUUAAUUGUUCAUAAUGAUGAAAGAGAAAGUUACAGAGUCACCCCCCCCUUCACAUACAGCAUCUGUAUUCACAGUCAUGUGAAACCUAUAGAUUAGGAAAAAAUAAAUGUACUUCAAAUGACUAAUGUCCUUAUAUGGACUGUAACUCAGUAAAUGUUUGAAAUUGUUGCAUGCUGCGUUUAUAUUUUUUUUCAGUGUAGUUUCCGUAGUUCCAUCAGGUGUUGUUCUUUACCCAGACACCCUGCACAGUCUGUAGAUGUUCUAUGUGGUUAGAGGCAUUUAUCAAUGCAUUCAUUGACUGUCAAUAGAUCAUACAAUGUUUCCUACAUCAAGUGCAGGACUUUAUACAGGGCAUUUGGUCCAGGUGUUCCAUUUGUGUAGAGAAAUUAAUUUUCUCCCAUCGUGGAAGGUACUCUGCUAACUGGUGAUAAGAUAAAUAUGAAAUGUGACAUUCAAUUCAUAGCAGUAACAGGACCAGUCUAAAAGCCACUAUUACAGGAACAGUAUCUAUACAGGGGAAUGUUCAGAGGCAUGUCUCCACUAUUAUAGGAACAGUAUCUAUACAGGAGAAUGAUCAGAGUCAUGUCUCCACUAUUACAGGAACAGUAUCUAUACAGGAGAAUGAUCAGAGGCAUGUCUCCAAUGUCCACAUUAGGGAAAGAAGUCACACUUCCUGUUUCCACUCAUCUUUAUUUGACGUGCUGUAAUACAGAGAUAUAGGUCGUAUUAAAUCAUACAUUAACUCUCUAAACAUUUAUUCAUUUUGUCUUCAUUGAAAGUGAAAGCUGUGUGUUUUUUUUCACCAUUUCAAUGAGGGAAGAACCAGUUUUAAUGUCCAGCUCUGACAAGACCCAGAAAGUAUUAACACUUCAAGACUCAAUGGUCAGAUGACUUUUCAUAAAGAAGUCAUGGUAAAUAAUGGUAAUGGGGGAGGGGGGGCUAAGACCAUAGUACACCACGUACACUGGGAGUAGAGAAUCAUCAAUGGUGUUGCUGUGGACACUGGGUAAUUUGACUAACACACACACCUGUUUGACCUCUCUGUGACCUCACUGUAGGACUACUAAUGUCACUAUUCUGAGUCAAUUCAGGUAGCACUUAAUGUCCUGUGUUUGUGUUAACCAUGGCAACCAGCAUUGUAAAUAAAGAGAUGUGCAGA
Oncorhynchus masou masou (cherry salmon) is the source of this 5952-nucleotide messenger RNA. RefSeq names its product NLR family CARD domain-containing protein 3-like. Gene Ontology annotation, biological process: intracellular signal transduction. Bases 101 to 3502 code for a protein of 1133 amino acids. Lineage: Eukaryota; Metazoa; Chordata; Actinopteri; Salmoniformes; Salmonidae. The record is from RefSeq and is a predicted model, not a curated record. The transcript is spliced from 11 exons. Gene Ontology annotation, molecular function: protein binding.